Molecule: messenger RNA, 2528 nt
Organism: Oldenlandia corymbosa var. corymbosa
Lineage: Eukaryota; Viridiplantae; Streptophyta; Magnoliopsida; Gentianales; Rubiaceae
Source: the annotation of a GenBank genome assembly
AAAAAAUAUCAUCAGCACCGAGUCAAAUGGGAAUAAGAAAGAAACAAAAGAAAGAAAGAAAGAAAAGAAAAAAAGAAAAAAGUCAGCAGCCGUGUAAUUCCGCUUGUUCUAUCGGACUUCCUCCUCAUUACCGGGCAAUUCCUCACACAAAAACUCCCAUCCUUUUCAAAAUCUCUUCUUCUCUUUCUCCAAACCACACACUCCCAUUUAAUUGUGUGUAUAUAAAUUGUGUGUAUCAUCUGACUGAAUCCAUUCUUCAUUUACUCAGUCAAUUAGUUUUUAAAAGAAAAGGGGAGAAAAAAAUCCGUUCUUGAUCAUAGUAUUAUUGAACCGAGACCGGCAUCUAUAUAUACACAUAUUUAAGCUGUUUAUCUAGUUUGCUGAUGGCCGGUAAGUUUAGCAUGGACGGAAGUCAAUUCCCGGAAUUCCCAGCGGUUAUGACCUACGGAGGUCAGUUUAUUCAGUACAACAUCUUUGGCAACUUGUUUGAGGUCACUUCUAAAUACCGCCCUCCCAUCAUGCCUAUCGGCCGGGGAGCUUAUGGGAUAGUUUGGUAAGUAAUUUUAAAUGCUUUGCUUUGGUGGGAUUUUCUUGUAUUUUUGUGGGUUUAAUUUAUUUAGUAUCAUUGUUUUAAGUGUUCUGUUCUAACUGCAAAAUUUCUCUUCAGCUCAAUGAUGAAUACGGAGACUAAUGAGAUGGUGGCUGUGAAGAAGAUUGCGAAUGCUUUUGAUAAUUACAUGGACGCCAAGCGAACCCUUCGUGAGAUUAAGCUUCUUCGCCAUUUGGAUCACGAAAACGUAAUUGCCAUAAGGGAUGUGAUUCCUCCACCAAUCAGAAGGGAAUUCUGUGAUGUUUAUGUUGCCACUGAGCUCAUGGAUACCGACCUGCACCAGAUUAUUCGAUCGAAUCAAUCUUUAUCCGAGGAGCAUUGUCAGUACUUCUUGUAUCAAAUCCUCAGAGGGUUGAAGUAUAUACAUUCAGCCAAUGUCAUUCACCGGGAUCUUAAGCCGAGCAACCUUCUGUUGAAUGCAAAUUGUGAUCUUAAGAUCUGUGAUUUCGGUCUUGCCCGCCUAAACACUGAAAAUGAGUUCAUGACAGAAUAUGUUGUGACUAGAUGGUACAGGGCACCUGAGCUGCUCUUAAACUCAUCAGAUUAUACCUCAGCCAUCGAUGUUUGGUCGGUUGGAUGCAUUUACAUGGAACUCAUGAACAGGAAACCUUUGUUUCCUGGAAAAGAUCAUGUCAAUCAGAUGCGCUUACUCACCGAGCUUCUUGGCACUCCUACUGAAGCUGAUCUUGGUUUUGUGAGGAACGAGGAUGCGAAAAGAUACAUUCGACAACUGCCUCGAUUCCCUCGUAGGCAGUUAUCCGAAGCAUUCCCUCAUGUAAACCCCAUGGCCAUUGAUCUAGUUGAUAGAAUGUUAACCUUUGAUCCUUCCAAAAGAAUCACAGGUAACUAUUUUUCAAACUGCCACGUGACAUUUUCUGUUAAAACUAGUUUCGGAAUAUUUCGGCGUCCUAAAAGAUGGUGUUUUGGUUCAUUCGUUUUGCAGUUGAAGAGGCACUUGCUCAUCCAUACCUAGCAAGAUUACAUGACGAAGCUGAUGAACCAGUUUGCUCAAAGCCGUUUUCUUUUGAUUUUGAAGCAGCAGCUAUGGGAGAAGAGCAGAUAAAAGAUAUGAUCUACAGUGAGGCCUUAGAACUAAAUCCUGGGUUUGCAUGAUCUGAUGGGGAUUGAGAAUCAAUAGUACCCCAAUUAGUACCCAUAUGAACUCAGAAAAAAAUAAAAAUCCUAGUAUCAAUUUUGCUUGCUUUGGAUAACAAGAGUGACAAUUAGUUAUUAUCAUUCUUUUUUUUUCCUCCUUUCAAUAUCUGUUGUUGUUGUAAUAGUAAUAGCUGGAGUUGUUAUUUGUAUCUUUCCAGAGCUAGAGAUGUAAGCUGAGGAAAAUGUGUAUUGUACAGGAAUAUGUUGUAACAGGAAAAUGUUGUAACUUCAAAGUUCAAAUUUGGAUUAUUUCUGGGCUUACAGAUUCUUCAUUUAUGAGUAUGGAUAUAGCAGUACUAGUUUGACAAAAUUAUACAAUGUGCCAUACUAUUGAGGCAAUUGCAAUUAAAGUUGCAUUCCAAAGAGCACUCGACCGGUCAGACUAGAAGAUCGGGAAAUCUUUCAAAUUAGUGCUGCUUAUCUUUCAAUUCGCCUCUGAGAAUCAAAUGAAAUGUGAAUAAUCGUCCUCUUACCUGUAUAAACUCUGCAUUGAUCAGGAAAUGCAAAAUGCGAUGGUAUAAUUAGUUACCAUAUUUAGUCGUACGACGUACAUCACUUGACAAAUAAACUGAUCAAACCUCGUUACUGAGGUUGUUUAAGAGUGAAUUAAAUCUAUUUAUGUGAUAUCAUUUGCAAUAAUAACUUGACAUUAAGAGAAAGAAAAGGUUGCUGGCAAGUGUGUUUGGGAGCUCUAAGAAUCGUGGGUACUAUCACAACCUAGUUAGUGCUGAAUAUCAAAUGAAAAUGUAGGACAGGAACUGAG